Morchella importuna is the source of this 1668-nucleotide messenger RNA. RefSeq lists its product as uncharacterized. The transcript is spliced from 7 exons. Bases 1 to 1668 code for a protein of 555 amino acids. NCBI's taxonomy places the organism in Eukaryota, Fungi, Ascomycota, Pezizomycetes, Pezizales, Morchellaceae. The record is from RefSeq and is a predicted model, not a curated record.
AUGGAUUACGAUACUGCUCGUGGCUCCACAUGCUCCUCUUGUACAGUCACCGAUGAUUUCAGUAACUACUGGAUUCCUUCACUUUUCUAUCGAGCUCAAAACGGCACUUUUACCCCUGUUUCGCAGAUUGGAGGAGCCACAAUUUAUUACUUGCAACGCAGAGCAAACGACAGUGAGAAGCUUUUUGCUUUCCCCCCAGGCUUUCGUAUGCUUGCUGGAAACCCCAUGCUCCGGAACUACACAGAUGUUCCAGAACAACAAGCCAUCAGCUAUUCUUGUUUGGAUUAUUCCGGCGGUGGCGGGCCUGAAACCGGAGGCUUCCCCCAGAGGAACUGCGCUAAUGGAUAUCGUCUUCAAGUUUUUUUCCCUAGUUGCUGGGACGGGGAAAACCUGGAUUCCCCAGAUCACAAGUCCCACAUGGCUUACCCGGAUGGCGUUACUGGCGGGACUUGUCCCCCUACUCAUCCCAUAAGAUUUAUCUCAAUUUUCUAUGAAGUUAUAUACGAAACCAAUAAGUUUAGUGACCAGUGGUACGAUUCCACAGCACCAUUUGUACUUUCUAACGGUGAUCCAACUGGUUACGGACUUCAUGGUGAUUUUGUCAACGGCUGGAAUGUUGAUGUUCUUCAAAGCGCUAUCGAUGAUUGCAAUAGUGAGAGCGGAGUCAUAGAAGAAUGUCCUCAUUUCAAGUACUUUGACACUGUAAAGGUCCAGAACUGCUACAUCCCUCCAAGAAUUGAUGAACCUACAGAAGGAUUACUGCAAAAGCUCCCUGGUUGUAAUCCAGUACAAGAGGGGCCUGAAAACGCUACCCCGCAAACUGACUGCGGUGCCCCAACUGAAAUUGGCUCUCCUAAAUCCUAUGGUACAGAUGUAUCAAGCAGAGGAUGGAGUUAUCUCGACUGUGUCAUGGAUGAUCUUGAUAAUCGCACAUUUCCCAUCCGCGGAACUAACAGUACAAUGACCAAUGAAAUGUGUAUUGAUUACUGUGUUAGUAAAGGUGCCAUUUAUGCUGGUACGCAGUAUGGAGAAGAAUGUUACUGUGGAACCAAUGCUCCUCCUGCGGAUCGUAUGGGAUUUGCUAAGUGUGGCAUGCCAUGCGCUGGUAAUUCCACCCAAGUUUGUGGUGACGCUGCAAAGUUGUCGGUAUAUACAAAGAACGUCUCUCCCAUUGCAGGUUCAGGGGUCCAAUCCGUCCCUGCCAUGUCCAGCUCAUCCGCAACCAUCGCUACCACUAAUUCCAGCCCGCCCAGCAGUUUUAUUACUUCUAGCUCUAGCUCCACAGUAACCCCUACAAGUACUUCAUUAAGCUUUGCUGUAUUUGGUCUCACGGACACCGUCACCGUCUCGAAGGCGUUAUCUACCACUACUACUAUCAACCGAUCUUCUACUACCACAUCUGUUGUCGGAACAGCAUCUGACUCUGGAGCUACGAUUACGAGCCUACCCUCUGCUAUUCCAUCCGAGAUCCUUACUGGUUGGGUCUCAAAAGGAUGUUGGGUUGAUCCUGUCAACCCCCGUGCUCUAGAAACAUGGGGGUAUUGGGGUGAGAAAAUUACCACAUCUGGCUGCAUCAAUUGGUGUGACUCGAAAGGAUUCAUAUAUGCUGGAACCGAAUACGCCGGACAAUGCUUUUGCUCCAACGACUUCGCAGCCCCUGAAGAGUAG